AUGAGUCCUGUAGCAGAGAACAACAAAUGGGUUAAGGUUGGGGAAAAAGGAAUCGGUCCUGGACCAAGAAGCUCACACGCCAUGACCGUGGCUGGUAACAAAGUGUACUGUUUCGGUGGUGAGCUUAAACCCACGAUCCCAAUCGACAACGAUCUCUACGUUUUCGAUCUCGAGACUCAAGAAUGGUCCAUAGCGAAUGCAACCGGAGACGCUCCUUUCCCCUGUUUCGGAGUCUGCAUGGUCACGAUCGGCUCGACCAUCUACGUUUACGGUGGUCGUGACGCAUCUCGUAAAUACAACGGAUUGUAUUCCUACGAAACUCUAACCAACGAGUGGAAAAUGCUAUCUCCCCCAGAAGAAGGUCUGCCGGGUCGUAGCUACCACUCGAUGGUUGCAGAUGAUCGGAAAGUUUACGUUUUUGGUGGUGUAAGUGCCAAAGGACGUUUAAAUACCCUCGAUGCGUACGAUGUUGUUGAUCGAAAAUGGGUUCAGUAUCCGUCGGCUGGAGAAGCUUGUAAAGGGAGAGGAGCACCGGGGCUUGCGGUUGUGGAAGGGAAAAUAUGGGUUUUGUUUGGGUUUGAUGGUAAUGAAUUGGAUGAUAUUCAUUGUUUUGAUUUGGCUAGUGGCGAAUGGACCGCAGUUGAAACCUCCGGGGAAAUACCGGAGGCGAGAAGCGUGUUUUCCGCGGUUUCUUGCGGGAAACACGUUGUUAUAUAUGGUGGAGAGGAAGAGCCGCAUGAGCUUAUGCAUAUGGGUGCUGGGAGAUUCUCCAGAGAUGUUUAUAAGUUGGAUACUGAGACUUUAGUGUGGGAGAAGGUGAAGCUUGUGGAAGGGACUAAAGAGGAGGAGAAGCCGAGCCCACGAGGGUGGUGCGCGUUUGCGGUCGCGGUCAAGGAUGGUCGUGAAGGGCUGCUAGUUCAUGGUGGGAAUUGUCCGACCAACGAGCGACUCGAUGAUAUGGUGUUUUUUGGUUUCUAG
This is a messenger RNA of Arabis nemorensis, 978 nucleotides long. Lineage: Eukaryota; Viridiplantae; Streptophyta; Magnoliopsida; Brassicales; Brassicaceae. The record is from the annotation of a GenBank genome assembly.